This is a messenger RNA of Myotis lucifugus (little brown bat), 2993 nucleotides long. RefSeq names its product component of oligomeric golgi complex 2 (gene COG2). The record is from RefSeq and is a predicted model, not a curated record. Bases 134 to 2407 code for a protein of 757 amino acids. Lineage: Eukaryota; Metazoa; Chordata; Mammalia; Chiroptera; Vespertilionidae. Gene Ontology annotation, cellular component: membrane; COG complex. Gene Ontology annotation, biological process: protein transport; Golgi organization; intra-Golgi vesicle-mediated transport. The transcript is spliced from 18 exons.
UGCCAUGUUGGCGGAAGCGGUGUCUCCCCGACCGUGGAAAUUGAUCGUGGCUGCAGCAGCCGUGUCCGUGGGCGCCGCCUCCUGCUUCUUGUCCUCGCUCGGAUCUGGGCGCUGAGAGGCGGCGGCCGGCGCGAUGGAGAGAAGCCGGAUGAGCCUGCCCACGGGGCCGGACACGCUCUGCUUCGACAAGGACGAGUUCAUGAAGGAAGACUUCGACGUCGAUCACUUUGUGUCCGACUGUCGGAAGCGCGUCCAGCUGGAGGAGCUGAGGGAUGACCUGGAACUCUACUACAAGCUGCUGAAGACCGCCAUGGUCGAGCUCAUCAACAAGGACUACGCGGACUUCGUCAACCUCUCCACAAACCUGGUUGGCAUGGACAAAGUCCUCAACCAGCUCUCGGUGCCUUUGGGACAGUUACGAGAAGAAGUCCUGAGUCUCAGGUCAUCUGUCAGUGAAGGAAUUCGGGCAGUAGAUGAACGAAUGUCUAAACAAGAGGACAUUAGGGGAAAAAAGAUGUGUGUGUUGAGGCUUAUACAAGUUAUUCGAUCGGUUGAGAAAAUUGAAAAGAUCUUAAAUUCCCAGAGUUCUAAAGAAACAUCCGCACUGGAAGGACACAGCCCACUUCUGACGGGACAGAUUUUGGAGAGAAUCGCCACAGAAUUUAACCAGUUACAGUUUCAUGCUGUUCAAAGCAAAGGCAUGCCUCUUCUGGACAAAGUAAGACCACGGAUCGCGGGCAUCACGGCCAUGCUGCAGCAGUCGCUGGAGGGCCUCCUGCUCCAAGGGCUUCAGACGGCGGAUGUCGACAUCGUCCGGCACUGCCUGCGGACGUACGCCACCAUCGACAAGACCCGCGACGCAGAGGCCCUCGUCGGUCAAGUUCUGGUGAAGCCGUACAUGGACCAGGUGAUUAUAGAGCAGGUGGUUGAGUCACAUCCAAAUGGCCUGCAGAUCAUGUACAACAAGCUCCUGGAGUUUGUCCCUCACCAUUGCCGCCUUCUGCGGGAAGUCACAGGAGGGGCCAUCUCAAGCGAGAAAGGCAAUACUGUUCCCGGAUAUGAUUUUUUGGUGAAUUCGGUCUGGCCGGAAAUAGUACGAGGAUUAGAGGAGAACCUGCCCUCACUCUUUAACCCCGGGGAUCCCAAUGCAUUUCACGAGAAAUACACCAUCAGCAUGGGCUUUGUGAGGGCAUUUGAACGGCAGUGCGGAUCCCAGGCCAGCGUGAGAAGACUGCGAGCGCAUCCUGCCUAUCACAGCUUCAACAAUAAGUGGAACUUGCCUGUUUAUUUUCAAAUACGGUUCAGAGAGAUCGCGGGAUCCUUAGAGGCAGCUCUGACAGAUGCCCUGGAAGACGCUCCAGCGGGGAGCGCCUACUGCCUGCUGGCGUCUCACAGGACGUGGAGCUGCCUGCAGAAGUGCUGGUCGGAGGAGCUGUUCCUGCCGGCGCUGGCGCAUCGGCUGUGGAGGCUCACGCUGCAGGUGUUGGCGCGAUACUCCGUGUUCGUCAACGAGCUUCUGCUCAGGCCCAUCUCGAAUGAGAGCGCCAAGGACGUUCGGAAACCUCUGGGAACUGCUAGCAAAGAUGCUCCCGCUGCCCCGGGAAACAGCGAGGACCCGGGCAGCGGUCCUUCCGAGGCGAAGCCCGUGGCUUCCAUCUCCAGCACGCAGCUCGUGCACGCGGCCGCCGACCUGGCCCGGCUGCAGGAGCAGCUUCCAGAACUCUUGGAAAUAAUCGAGCCCAAACUCGAGAGGAUUGGCUUUAAGAAUUUUUCUUCUAUCUCAGCCGCCCUGGAGGACUCGCGGCUGUCCCUGGCGGCCUGCGCGCCCGCCCUCAGUGCCAGGAUCGUCCAGGACCUGAGCGAGUCCUGCUUCGGUUCCCUGAAGAGCGCCCUGGAGGUGCCCCGGCUGUACCGAAGGACCAACAAGGAGGUGCCCACGACAGCCUCCUCUUACGUGGACAGCGCUCUGAGGCCGUGCUACCAACUGCGGAGCGGGCACAAGGACAAGCUCAGGCCCGAGCUGAUCCAGCAGUGGCUGGAGGGCGCGCUGUCCGAGAGCACCCACAGGUUCUAUGAGACCGUGUCCGACGUCCUGCACUCCGUCAAGAAGAUGGAGGAGAGCCUGAAGAGGCUCAAACAAGCCCGGAAAUCCUCCCCCGCCAACCCCAGCGGGUCCAGCGGCGGCGGCAUGAGCGACGACGACAAAAUCCGGCUGCAGCUGGCCUUGGACGUGGAGUACUUAGGGGACCAGAUACAGAAGCUGGGCCUGCACACCGAGGACAUCAGAAGCUUCCCGGCCCUCGCAGAGCUGGUGGCUGCCGCCAGGGACCAGGCCACCGCCAGGGACCAGGCCACCGCCAAGGACCAGGCGACCGCCAAGGACCAGGCCACCGUGGAGCAGCCGUAGGCACCGGGGCCCCGGGAGCGGAGAGCUGGGCCUGGAGCCGAAGGAGCUGGACGCACCGAGGACAGGGCUCUGCUCUCUCCCCAGCCUCAGCCUCAGCCUCAGCCCCGCCCCCCAGCCAAGCGCUUCCCGGGCCCAGCACCCGCCCAGCACAUCUGGGUCCUCCUUCGCCCAGAAAGAACACUAACGCCUUUUCCGUUGUAGGAAGAUCGUUUUUAAGACAUUGGACACUUUCUACUAUAGUUUACAGAGCAGAUCAUUUUAUUUUUAUUGUAAAUCUUGGUGAGGAAGAGCUGAUUUCUAAACUACAAUGGGAGUGAAUGUAUAUGUGCGACUCUAGGAGGGUUCUCCCUGGCCCUGCGCCGGCGGCCUGCGGGCAGCCUCGGAGUGAGCGCACGGACGCGCCUGCUCCCGGGCGCACGGCCUCGGCUCUGCGAGCGGCGGAAGAUGCUGGUCCUUCUCCCACCAGGUGCUGGGAACGUGCUGCUCGUCAUGCUCUUCCCCGCCCUCUGUCAGGAGCCAGAGCCCUCGGGGGAUUUAUUUUCUAAAUAAAAGAAGUGUCUGCCAAGAGCGCGGCUUUCCUCUGUGA